AUGAGCAACAGUCUCGCUCGACAAUAUCCAGAUCUUGUCUCUACCUGGCAAGGGGCUCUCGCCGGCUCUCUACUGUGUCAAUCAACGAUUGGCCACAGUAUCUUGCUCCAGGCAUAUAAAGCCUUCUUUGUGAAGAGCGACCUCUACCACGGCUUGAACACGCAUGUAGUUGGCGUCGGCCAUGCGUUGGACUACCUCCUGAAGCUUACAGUCAUUGCCGCGGGAGGAGGUGUCGCUGUUGGGACGAGUGAGAAGACUGCAGAAGGUGAGGUGGUGGAUCUAAAGGAACAGCCGAAAGUCGAUGCUGCUCAGAUGAAGGCCAGCAUCAAGGAUCGGAAACCUUGCGAUUGUAGUCACAAUGGCUAUGGUCCUGGUCUGGGCAAAAGUCUCCUCAGGAUCCCACAGUCUGAGCCGGCGGUGCAUCAUGCUCAUGGCCUGGUUAAUGGACCUGAUGGGCACAGCGACGACGACCGGCAGAAGGCCGAAGGAAGCCGAGCAGCCCCCGUCCGGCCUGGACAGCUCGAGGAUCUGAACUAG
This is a messenger RNA of Saxophila tyrrhenica, 537 nucleotides long. RefSeq lists its product as uncharacterized. The record is from RefSeq and is a predicted model, not a curated record. The transcript is spliced from 2 exons. Bases 1 to 537 code for a protein of 178 amino acids. Lineage: Eukaryota; Fungi; Ascomycota; Dothideomycetes; Mycosphaerellales; Extremaceae.